AAUUUCCUGUUUAGCCUUCAGAGACACAAUAAUGAGAAAUCUCUUUUUCCACUCGUGACUCACCCUGAGCCUCAUGGGGCAGGCUGCUUAGUUCACUGUCACUGUUGUCCUAGAUUUCUGACACUGACUUUCAUCUUUUGGUGCUCAGUUCCCACAGACCUCCUGUGAGCCCCUCACCUCACUGCAUGAGGCCCGGCUUUCUGGCAGGAGAGGGAGCUUGUCACUGGCCUCUUCUCCAGUCAGUUGACAGAACACGGCAAAUGUGACAUGUGGAGUAACUAAGGGACAGUUCUGAUGCAGCGAACCAAGCUGGAAUGUGGAUACCUCUAAACAACUCGGAUAAUCCAAGCCUGUGGAAUUCCCUGGAGGACUACCUCAAAGUUCUUUCCUUGUUGUCUGUGGAGAGUCAGCCAACCGCUCGUAUUUGUACUUCCUUGUCGAUAUAAUUAAACCUUCAGCCACCCGAGACCUGAUGAUGGACUAUGGAUUUCAAGUGGUGCAAUUUGUGCUCUGUGGAUCCUUGGAUAGCAACAUAUGGAUUUAUCCCAGAUGUCACAGAUUAUUGAAAGGACUCUCACUGAGAAGGAAGAACAGUCAUAGUAGAAAUUAAGAGUAUAAAAUAACUAGCAUUUCCUGAGAGCUCUGCGUGCCAGAGCACAGAACAUGAGUUCAUUGCUCAAGGAGGAAAAACAGAUCACAAAUUAAAACCACAAAAUGAGCUCCAAUGUUCCAAACCCCACCCAUGGCUGCAUCAGAAUGUGUACCUUUUGGUGAGCAGCUGCAUGGCACAGGCCCUGGCAUCAUUCAGCUCACAAGAUGAGUAAUGAAAGAGUCACCUAUGCAGACCUGAAUGUGUCGAAGGAUUCAAGGAACCAGAAAAGGCAACCAACGGGCACCCGCAGCUCCAUCUCAGUAACUGAGCAGGAAAUCACCUAUGUGGAAUUCAGCUUUCAAAAUACUUCUCCAGAGCAUUCCUCGGUCUGCAGGGACUGCUGCUGCAAAGGUUUUUCAUCUCCUCCGGAAAAACUCAUCACUGUGGUCCUGGGCAUCGUUGGCUUUGCCUUAAUGGUCGCUGUGGUUUUAAUUACUACAGUUGCCAAAACUUAUACUGAACCAAAGGAGCAGAUCCAACCCUCCCUGAACACAAGUCCAAAAGAUAAUAAUCCUUCUCCAGCACAGCCUUGUAGUUUUUGUCCAAAGGAGUGGAUGUCGUAUUCCCACAGUUGUUAUUACAUUAGUGGGGAGAAAAAAAAUUGGACUGACAGUUUGGUGUCCUGCAAAGCCAAAAACUCUAGUCUGCUUUACAUAGAGAGCAAAGAGGAGCAGGAAUUUCUGAUAUCCCUCUCUCCGUUCGCAUGGACUAGCAUCUUUUGGGAGAGCAAGGAUCACCACUGGGUUUGGAAAAAUGACUCAACUGUAAAACCAAAGAUAAGAGAAGUUUCCCAUGUUGAACAAAACUGUGUCGUGUUGUCAUCCUCUGGCAUCACAGCAGAAAAGUGUACAAAUUUAUAUACAUAUCUUUGUAAGCAUAAGCUCACCAACUAAAACACCUGGACUUGCAGUCUGUCAGGUAAUGUUGCAUUUUAUAACCUGAAAAUAGGAUUAAAAUUGUGUACAUAUUAAAGUGAAUAAUGUUAUUUGUUCUAAUAAUGAUUUUUUAUUAUUUUUUAUUUGUUUGUUUAUAAAAAUUUCCACUUCCUCCCCUCCUCCCCAUACCCUCCCAUUCCCCCCACUCCUUCUCCUCCUCCCUCUCCAGUCCAAAUAAUGAUUUUUUUCAAAAAUAAUCAUUGAAGAAUAUUAGACACACUAAAGUACAAAUAUUAUUUAUGUAUCUCAACCUUUUUGCUCAAGGUACACUUAUAAUGUUAAAUUUUAUGACAAAUAACAUAUAUCCAAGAACAGUUCAUGUAGAAGUCCUAUUACAUUUCAAAUUUACCAUCCAAUGUGUUGUUGUCGUAAGACAUUCUAGAAUUACUCGGCUGGAAGCUGAAGGUUAUAAACUGAGUUUCCUUAGUAAAACUAGGUUUUUCAUUUAUAAACCACAUUUCCAUAUAUGUACAUAUACUUGCUCUUCCCCACUCAACAUCUCUCCGCUGCACUAUCCACUCCUCUUCUGUUUCAGCUCAGAAAAGGCUGGUCUACCUGGGAUAUCAACAAAUAUGGUAUUUCAAGUUAAAAUAAGACUGUCACCUUCCCUCAUAUUAAGGAUAAAUGAGGCAAUUGGUAGGAGAAAAGGGUCCCAAAACAUAAGCAAAAGUGUCAGAAGCAGACACCACCCCAUCUGUUAGGAAUUUCAUAAGAAGACCAAUCUACAUAACUGUAACAUACAUGCAGAGAAACUAGAUCAGUCUCAAGUAGUCUCCCUGAUGGUCAGUUCUUUCUCAUUGAGCCCCUUUAGGUCCAUGUUAGUAGCUUCUGUGGGUUUUCUUGUGAUGUCCGGAACCCUUCUGGCUUCUAGAAUCCUUCUUCCACUUUCUCCAUAAGGAUUUGUCAAGUUUCAACUAGUGGCUCUCUGAUGGUGAUUAUGUCAAGUUCUUAUCUAUGAGUAUAGCAGAAAAUCAUUAAGAAUAAUCUCAUUAACAUUUUACCAGUCAUGUUUGAUUCUAUUUUAGCUAUCCUAUUUGUUGUUGUUGUUCCAUUUGAAGUUGAAUAUUGAUCUUUUAAGGUCUGUGGAAUUGGAAUUGUGAUCAAGAUUGCAUAGAAUCUGUAGCUUGCUUUUGUUAAAAUGUUCAUUUUUACUAUGAUACUUCUAUUGAUACAAGAACAUAGGAAGCAUUUCUAUCUUCUGAUAUCUUCAUCAAAGACUUGAAGUUCUUGUCACACAUGUCUUUCAAUUGCUUGAUUAGAUUUAUCCCAAGGUAUUUUAUAUUAUUUGAACCUAUUGUGUUGGGUAUUAAUUCCUUGAAAUUUUUUGAAGCCCAUGUGUAAUUUAUAUCUAAAAGAACUACUGACUUUUUAAAGUUAAUCUCAUAUCCAGCCACUUUGCUGAGGGUGAUUAUCAGAUGUAGGUGUGCCCUGCUAGAAUAUUUGGAGUCACUUUUGUAUAUAAUCAUAUCAUGUGCAAAUUAUAUUACUUUGACUUCUUCCUUUUCAAUUUGUGUUCCUUUGAUCUUCUUCACUUGUAUUUUAUUUCAACUAGAAUAUCAAGUACUAUAUUGAAUAGAUAUGGAGACAGUUGCCAGCCUUGUCUCAAUCCUAAUUUUAAUGGAAUUGCUUUGAAUAUUUCUAUAUUAAAAUAGAUAUUGUCUACAAGCUUGCUGAAAAUUGCCUUUACUAUAAUUAAAAAUGGCCCCUGUAUCCCUGAUUUCUCCAAUACUUUUUCAUGAAGGAGUUUUGGACUCUGUCAAAGGCUUUUUCAGCAUCUAAUGAGAUGGAUGAUCAUGUGCGUUUUUUUCUUUCAGUUAUAGCAGAUUACAAUGAUGAAUUUUUGUAUGUUGAACAAUUCCUGCAUCUCUAGGAUGAAGCUUACUUGAUCCUGGUGGAUCUUUUUGAUGUGGUCUUGGAUUGAAUUUGCAAGUAUUUUAUUGAGUAUUAUGCAUCCAUAUUAGUGUUCAUGUAGAAAAUUGGUUUGUAAGUCUUGUAAGUCUCUUCUUUGUGAGUCUUUUUGUAAUUUGAGUACCAGUGUGAUUGUAGCCUCUUAAAAUAAAUUUGGCAAUCUUCCUGAAAUGAUUUCUUUAUAUAGUUUCAGUAUCAUAGGUCUGCAAAACUUGUAAGGAAAAAAAUUAAAUUCACGCAUAAAAUAUUUUCAACUUCGUAACACUUUUUUCAUGGACCUUUAAUCAUUGUCUUGAGUCUAUUUCUUCUUCCUUUUAUUUUUAAAUACUCUUUCACAUUUAAUUAUGUCAUGUGUUUGCAUGUGUGUGCGUACACACACACACACACACACUCACACACACACACACACUCACACACACACACACACACACACACAUAUGCCAUUGCCCAUGUACAGAAGUCAGAGGACAGUUUACAGGAGUUGGUUCUCUCUUUCUACAGUGUCGGAGUCAGGAUUUAAAUUCAGUUUAAAAAUUAUGGUGGCAAUCACAUUUACCCACUGAGCCCCCCUCAACCCUUUGUUCUGUUUUGAAGAUAGUGUUUAACUGUUUAGCACAGUCUGACAUCAAACUGUCAACAAGCAUUCUACCUCUUAAGAGCUGAGACUUAGAGCUGUGUGUUACCAACCUUGGCUUUCUGUCUCUUCAGUGGAAUCUACUUUGGUCCUUAUUGACCUUUUCUGUUGUAAUUUUUUUUCUUGAUCAUACUUUUGCAGCUUAUUGUUUUCCACUUUCUGUCUCAUUUGUUGAGAAUUGAAAGUUAUUUCUGAUUUCACUUUUUAUGAAUUCAUGUCAUAUUAAAGUCUUCCUUCUGUAAUUUUGCCUUUGAAGAAAUCAACCUUUCAUAAGAAAAAAUGUGCUAUUUUAUAAUUCUUAAUUAAGAAAAGCCAUUAAGUGCAUAACAGUUAACGAAAUAUUAUUUGUGUUUGCCAUAGCUCUUACAACUUAAAUUAAGCCAUUUCAAUUAUUUUAUAUUUUACCACAAGGCUUGUGGUUUGUUACCUCUAGCAUCUUGGGCAAAUUCAUGGAGUCUCUGACUCCACCUACUCUCUCUCUCUCUCUCUCUGAUAUAUAUAUAUAUAUAUAUAUGCUCAGAUUUCCCCUCUGUCUUUUCUCUGUUAAGCCAUUUGCCAAAAAUCUUUAUUCAUCAACCAAUAAAAGCAGAAUAUAUACAGAAAGACAUCCAACAUCAAAAAGAGGUGCUUUUUACUAGUUCGUUGUAAAUUUGACACAACCUGGGAAGAGGGAGUCUCAGUUGAGAAAUUGCAUUGAUCAGAUUAGGCAUGUGACUGCCACAAAGAGAGGUUAUCUGACUGAUGGCAGAUACGGGCAUGGCCAGCCCAGCCCAUUGUCUGUGGCACCACUUCUAGCUACAUAAUUGUAUAAGAACGCUAGAGAUGGAAGCAGCAAUAAACGAGCCUUCAUGCUCUCUGCUUCAGUUCCUGCCCUGGCUUCCUUCAGUGAUGAAUGUGACCUGGAAGUAUGCGUUGAAACAAAUCAUUUCCUUACUUUGUUGCUUUUAAUCCAUAUGUUUAAUCAUAAAAACCGAAAAACAAACCAGAGAACCAGGCUUUCUCACCUUUAGUUCACCAGUCUAUUAUGUGGUCCCAAGUAUGAAUUUAUGUUGAACGCAGACAUCUGUUGGAACAUUCUUAAUUUUAUUGUGAGGUAUAAUUCAAAUAUCUGAAGAUAUUUCUAUUAGAUUUUUGUAUACAGCUGUAAGACAAGGAGUGUUCACAACAUCUCAACCAGUUGGAUGCCCUAAGCUUCCCAUAUUAUAUAAGUUUACAAAACUGUCUAAAGCACAUUUACCUAGAUUAAAAUUUCUGAGACCUUCUGCUGCAGAGCUGAGUUUACUAUGACCUGAAUCAGGCCAAAGAACCCAAGAAUGAGCAUAGGAAAAGAAGGACAGUUGCAUAUACAGUCCAGUUUUGCACAAGAAGUUGCUUGUCUAGAAUUGCACUCUCAAAGUGAUCCCCAGCACCUUGAUGAAAUUGACAAGAAUUUCCAUGGCUCAAAUAUAAUAUGUUCUCAUUUUUCUGUGUUAAUGUCUGAGGAUAAUAUUACUAAUAUGUUGCUUAAAUCCCUAGCAUUUUACAAAGCACUCAUGGAGUAACACAAUUAUUGAAAAUGCAAAUGUCCAUUCUAUAAAGAAAAUUAGAUCUGUGGAUGUGGCAUUUUCAUCCAUGUUUAUCUUUUCUAUUCUCCAUGCAUUUUACCUCCUGUGCAGCUGUCUCCCUCCAUAUUACUCGUUGUUCCCCCUACAGAUUUCCUGCUCCCUUCAGAUGAAUUUGUGUCUGGACUCCAAAGGAUCAUCUUCUCCUUCAUGGUAGAUAAACAAUUAUCAUCUGUGAGAAGGUUUUAUAUGAUUAUAAGGAAGUUUUCACUCUGAACAUUGGAAGUCUCUGUAUAUAGAUUUUCAUAUUUAU
This is a messenger RNA of Myodes glareolus (Bank vole), 5983 nucleotides long. The record is from RefSeq and is a predicted model, not a curated record. Lineage: Eukaryota; Metazoa; Chordata; Mammalia; Rodentia; Cricetidae.